Molecule: messenger RNA, 3365 nt
Organism: Rhagoletis zephyria (snowberry fruit fly)
Lineage: Eukaryota; Metazoa; Arthropoda; Insecta; Diptera; Tephritidae
Gene: Boh2
Product: Buddy of Hmr 2
Source: RefSeq, a predicted model, not a curated record
UUAGUUUACUCACUCACUCUCGUGUAAUCGAUGGGAAAAAGACAAAUUCACCACGAAUAGGAAGAUGAAAUAACGAGUUAAUUUUUGAACGAGCAAUUCGUUGUUUGUCGGCGUUAGCAGUUUUAAUGAAUUUGGCGUGCGGUUCGGUUGUGAAAUAUUUAUGUUAAUAAAAAAAGGCAUUUUGUGCAUAAAAUAAAUAUGAAAAAACAUUUGUGAAGCUUGAAUUAACACUAACUGCUAUCUAGGAGUUUUUGAUGAUAUAAAAUUAUCGGCUUGUACUGAGUUUUUGAGAGAUUUCAUGUCACUAUACCACUCGACUGAUUUCAUAAAUAGUGCAGAAUUUCGUUUUUUUUAAUCAAGUACGUAAAUAAAACAAGGAUUCAUCGAAAAUAUCGUCAAAACGAUUUAGAAGUCUACAAGACCAGGAUUUUGCAUUGGCCGAUUUUUCUCGUUUUGGAUUUUCUCCUACAGUGGCCUCAAAACUAUUGGGGCUGGCAGCAAUUCAGCGCUUCUAAAAGUUUUGUUUAUAGAGCAAACGCCGUGCUGCGGAUAGUGUAAAAUCUUUUACGUGUGCUAUAAGAUUUUACAAGCGCCAGAUUUCUUUAGACUUCGCUAUUCAGCUAAGGAGAAUACAGAGUCAUAAUUAGUAUUUGCAAUGUCUGCUUUAGCAACUCUAUCUAACCCAUCGGCCAAUGACUCCGCAAACGCUGGUGGUGGCUCUUCAAACACAGGUGGUGGUGGCGGAGGUGGCAACAAUGUUGAGCGUCGUUGUGAAAAUACCGAUUGCAAUGUCAUCAAACUAGUUUCUAUGGUGCCUAAGCGCAAGAUUACACAAUUUGUCACAGAACCCACGGUUAUGGAGAAGCCAAUGCUCAUAAAUGGUUUCACAACAGUGUUCCAAGUUGAGGGUAAUUCGGCAAAGUUGAGUGAUUUGAAAAAUCCCAAUCCGAACACAACUGUGCAAGCCAAAACAAUUUUCCGCAUUGUACCAAACACUCAUGCACACAUUGUAAACUAUGUUGUCGUUGAUGCGGAUGGUGAUUCGUUGCGCAAAAUUAACGAAGGUGAUCCGGCAACAAUGCGUAAACUACUUGAAUCGCAAAAAGUGAGUGCUGAUCAAAUGUUGAAGAAAUUAAUGGCAGGACAUGGCCCCAGUAUACCUAUAAAUUGCGGUAAUGCACCGACUCCAAUAGGUGUGAACACCAUAAACCCAGCGUCAACCGUAAAUUCACGGCCGGCGGUGGUUACUACAAACGCAGUAGCCGCAUCUGGUACAAUAACGCCAACUAUUAACACAGCUAGCGUAAAUGCACGCGUCAAUGCCACGCAAGCAUCUGCAUCCAGUGGCACAAGUGCUGGUGCAAUAAAGUCAUCAGCUAUACAAUUACCUAUGCGUAUGCAUCCGAACUUGAAGAUAACAGCUGUGGCAAGCAGGGAGACAUGUGGCCAAAUGGUGGAUGCAAAUGUGCCGCCAGUGCAGGUGCAACCGCCGCCAGCUCCUGCAGCGCCCACGGUGCCCUUAAUCACACCUGUACCCUUGGCGAAUUUACAGAAUUCGCCUGUUACUGGUGCACCUACGGGGGACAAGCCGAAUAUUGAUAAAAUGCAAGCCGAACUGGCGGAAUUGCGACGCACUGUUGCUAUGCUUGCCGAGGCAAUGCCUAUGAAUGCGCAAGCACAGAAGGCGCUUCAACAAACAACGUCUCAACAACAAAAUCGCACGGUUACCGUUAAGAGACAGCGUUUAAAUUAGAACUAAAAUGUAGAUUCUUAAGACUUAUAAUGGAUGUACAAUGUGUACAUAUUUAGUAAUAUUGCUUGUUAAUGACGAGAUGAUAACCUAGAAAAAAGGUUACGCUUAAGGCAGAUGGAAGGCAUGACACAAGCUUGUGUAUGAACUGCAUUAGGGACAAGGGGUUAUAUAUCGUCUCUAUCAAUGGAAAUGGUCCUAUUUGACAAAUAUGGAUUCAAUUAAAAACAAAGAAAAAAACAUUUAAAUUGAUAGCACAUCUGUUCUAAAUAUGCCAAUAAUUGAGGUUUUUGUUUGUUUAAAGGCAGAGUCACACGAUUGGUGCAAGUCCAUAUCCCAAUCGUGUGAAUGCACUAUUUUCUCAAUAAAUUUUUCCCAAUCACCGAAAACAAAUGGUUCAAAAUUUUUCAUAAAGAAGUUCGCUGUAUUGUACCAAAAAAAUAAAACGUCCAAUUUUUAUAUUUUUAACUAAUGCCCCAAUAUAAAAUGUACAAAUCUGUUUUGUACAAUCUUGUGACUGCCUUAAGAUAUUAAGAUAUGGACUUGAACUUUGGUUUCGAGCUGUAUCUGAGAGUCAGCUAACGGAAUAUUAAAAAAAAAAUGAACUUCUGAAAAUAUGUUAGGGCCGUUUUCUGAAGCAACCUUGUAAAUUUAAACCUCGCUUUAUAUUUAAAGGUUGGAUUGAGUGAUCUUUAAAGUUACAGGUUAAGAAAACGGCCAUAAAUAGGUUAUUUUACUCUGAUAGUGACAAUAUGUAUGUGAAAUAUGCAAAAUAAGGUCGAGUGCAUCCGGCAGAGGAUUUAUUAUUAUUAAAGACUUUUAUUAAGACCGAAUACUUAUAAUAAUUUUAUUUGAUUUAUACUGCUCACUUUGAGACAUUUGAAUUAUAUAACAAGUACUAUGAUUUUAGUUCCCAGAUCAAUUCUAUACCCUUUCGAGUAAGUGCCGCUUUCAUAGUGGGGAGUUUAUUCGUAUUCGGCAGUUAACAAAAAAUGUGACUUAACUUCCGAAGGUAAGUUAACUUUCCACGAUGAAAAUGGCCCUUAUAGGUCUAUUCUGCGCUGGUGAUAAAAAGUUUGUAAUCAGUAAAUAAAGUACCUGUCAAUUUUUAAACCCUUUUCGCAUUCUGUGUACUCUUGUAACUGAUAAAUUUUGUUACCAGCUCAUAAACUGGUAACAAAUUAUGGCCCCGUGAAAUAUGCAAUGCAGGAUUUGCACAAUUCUUCAUAGCUGGAUUGCUGAAUAUUUUAACUGCAUUACCAACGUACCUAGAAUCGCGGUGACAAGAACUGGUAAAUUUUUUUGGUAAUACAAUUUUCCGGUUACAAAAUCUUCGGUAACAUGCAGAAUAGACCUGUUAGUGGGCAAAAAAAUCUGUAAUUUAUUAGUAACAGUUUAUUGGAAAAUAUAUACGAUUGUUAAAAUUUUCUGAUUCACCUGUCUUUGAAAUUAACUCGAUAUGCUUGCAUUAGAUUACAGUAAAUGGGUCUAAUAACUAAACGACAUAAUUAGUGGUGAAUGUUCUCAUUUAACGCCUAAGGAAUUAUUUUAAGUUGUUAAAUGUACUUUCGAAGUAAAGAAAUGUAUAUUAAAUGAUCAUCAUAUCAAACAAUAA